GGCCACUUCCUUUCUCCGCUGCAGUCUCAAUGUCCCCACGUUGCUCCUGCCUCAUGACAUCAAUGGCAGUGAACCUCAUCCUGGGUUGGUGGCUGGUGGCAGUGAGCCGGGCACAGCAAUUGCCCCGACCCUCCCUGUUGCUGCACCCCAGCCAGGGGGUGUCCCUGGGGAACACUGUCACCCUGCGCUGCCACCUGCCCCAGCCAGCUACCAGGGUCGAGCUGUAUCGGGAUGGACAGUGGAGAUCCAGAAAGGAAAUGGACCAGGAGCAGGACGUGGCUGAGUUCUCCUUGGCUGGAAUAAAGAAGAAAGAUUCGGGGACAUAUCAGUGCCAGUACCAGGGGUUGGCACCUGCAGGGACAUCAGAGAAGAGUGACCCCGUGAAGCUGGUGGUAACAGAUCACAGCUAUCCCCCACCUGGCAUUUCCCUGAGCCCCAAAGAACAUGUGGAGAUAGGGACCAAUGUCACCAUCCAGUGCUCGAACCAGGAAUAUGGGGCCGCCUUCCUCCUGCACAAGGACGGGCACUCAUCCCCUAUCCAGCAACAGGAACCCGAUUAUUGGGGCACUGCCACCUUCACCCUCUUUGGGGUGACCCCAGCUGACUCCGGCACCUAUAGGUGCUCCUACCGCAUCAGGGGCUGCUGCCUUCUGUUCUCACCCCUUGGGGAUAAUGUGACCCUGGAAGUGAUUCCCAGACCUGCACCCCCAGGUGUCAAUGGGGGUGCCAGCAGGGACCUGGUGGCAGUAGUGGUGGGGCGCUGGGUUGCUGUGAUUGUCUUCAUCAUCAUCCUCACUGUCUCUGUCCUCCUCGUUGCCCAGAGACGACAAAUGCAGAGAGAUGAGAGGCCUGGUGCCACCUCCAGAGGCCCUGAGGCCGUGCAGUUCCAGGUGUCCCCCGGUGACAGCGAGGGUCUGACCUACGCCCAGCUGCAAGCUGUGACCCCCAGCAACCACCCCCACAGCUCUUCUACCACCCCUGAACCCCCCAUUAUCUACGCCGAGGUGGGCACGCGGGGACCCCACUGAUGCCCCCAGAUGUGUACGCAAACACGGGUGUGUUGUGUGCACACAUGGACUUCAAGGGUGCACAGUGCCGGUGUGCUCGGUGUGCUCACCACCACGUGUGAAUUACAGCCAUGUACCUGUGCGUGUGAACAUGUGGAUGUGUAUUAAAUGGGUGUGCACCAUCCCAUGUGCACAACAGGUGUACAAA
This is a messenger RNA of Gallus gallus (chicken), 1215 nucleotides long. It is a transcript of the gene CHIR4AB1, whose product is annotated as immunoglobulin superfamily member 1-like. The coding region runs from base 30 to 1028 and encodes 332 amino acids. NCBI's taxonomy places the organism in Eukaryota, Metazoa, Chordata, Aves, Galliformes, Phasianidae. The transcript has 7 exons. The record is from RefSeq and is a predicted model, not a curated record.